Molecule: messenger RNA, 10742 nt
Organism: Schistosoma haematobium
Lineage: Eukaryota; Metazoa; Platyhelminthes; Trematoda; Strigeidida; Schistosomatidae
Product: sorting and assembly machinery component 50
Exons: 3
Coding region: 61-618 (185 amino acids)
Biological process (GO): protein insertion into mitochondrial outer membrane
Cellular component (GO): SAM complex; outer membrane
Source: RefSeq, a predicted model, not a curated record
GGAUUUUGUGACAAAGUAAAGCACGAAAUCCCGAUAAAGAACGAUCGAGUAAAUAUAUUUAUGACACGUCGUGUCCCGGUGCAUUUAGAGGCCGAGGUAAAUCGACAGGUCCAUGAGAUGUUGGAUGAAGGCAUAAUUGAGGAAGCGGACAACUCGCCGGUACUUUUGGUAAAGAAACCGAAUGGAAAGUAUAGAUUUUGUGUUGACUUCAGAGAACUGAAUAAUAUAACAGAGCUGAAACCUUGUGCAAUGCCAACAGUGGUGGAAACAUUAGAUCGGCUACAGAAUGCUACGGUGUUUACAGUGCUGGAUUUACGGUCAGGUUGUUGGCAACUGCCUGUAAAAGAUAGCGAUCAAGGCAAGACAACAUUUACUGUACGUGACAAACAGUAUCAGUUUAAACGAAUGCCGUUCGGGUUGGCGGGUGCACCGUUUACGUUCAGAAGAAUAAUGACGCUACUGCUCAGAAAUCUAGACAACGUCAAGGUAUAUGGCGACGAUGUAGUUGUGUACAGUCAGACAGAGAUAGAUCACGUCAAGCAUGUGGAAGCAGUCUUAAGGCGAAUUGACGAAUUUGGACUUCGAAUUAAUAAGGACAAGUCUCAGAGCGAAAAGUAGCGUCACGUUGUUGGGACAUAAAGUGGGAAAUGGAGAAAUAGAACCAUUGCCGGAGAAAAUUCUUACCAUAAAGAAUAUUUUGGCACUUAAUUCGAAAAUGGGGCUGAGACAGUUCCUGGGAAGGGUGGCGUUUUACAGUCGGUUUGUCAAGAAUUUCAACGGAACAGCAGUACCUCUACAUAAGUUGUUGAGCAACACCAAGUUUACCUGGACUGAGACUGCUGAACAAACGUUCAACCAAAUCAAAAACAUGCUAGACGAUCGUCGGAUGACGCUCAGACUUCCUGAACCCAAGAAACUGUUUACAGUGGCCACAGACGCAAGUAAUCAUGGUGUAUGUGCUGUUUUGAGUCAGUCUGAUAGAGUGGUGGAAUACGCUAGUCGCGUUCUCACACCCGCCGAACAGAAGUAUUCAACGAUCGAAAAGGAGUGUUUAGCAAUCGUGUGGGCAGUAGACAAAUGGAGACCGUACCUUUUAGGUAGACGAUUCCACAUUGAGACUGACCAUAAACCCCUGCAGUGGUUGAAAACAGCAGGAGACCCUCGAGGGAGGUUGGCGCGAUGGAUGAUACGUCUGCAAGAGUACGACUUCAGUAUCGGUCAUGUUCCAGGAGAGGAAAACGUAAUGGCGGAUUACUUGUCAAGAUCAGACAUGGAAGCCGACCUUCCAUUAACAGCAUACGCGGUGAAUAGUUUAGAGAGGGACCCAUUAGAACUCGUCUGGCAGCAGAAAGCUGACCCUAACCUUCGAGAGGUAAUCAGAGUUAUAAGAGAGGGAGCAGACGUCGACAAACGAACAAUGGACAAGGAGGUAAUGAUGCUGCUUCGGCUAAAGGAACUAUCGAGAGUGAACGCAUAUGGAGUCCUGACCUGGCAGGACAGUGACGAGAAUCGGGUGACUGUGAUCCCGAAAGACUGGCGGCGUAAGAUGAUACACGAGUGUCACCAGGUGGCACAUACAGGCAUUGCAAGGACGAUGGAUUUACUACGACAAAGUACAUACUGGCCAGGCAUGAGAGACGAUGUGGCUCAAUACGUGUUAACUUGCCAGCAGUGUCAACUAGUGAAAAGCGAUCGAUACGCACAACCGCCAUUACAGUCAGUCCCAGCAACCGCAGUCGGUGGAUAUGAUGGGACCGUUUUCACAGACGGCGAGCGGUAACCAGUACCUGCUAGUGAUGACGGAACAUGCUACGCGUUGGGUAGAUGCCGUACCCAUUGCAGACCAGCGGGCAAGAACAGUGACCGAAGUGGUAAUCCGGCAUAUUGUAGCGUGUCACGGAAUACCGAAGAUGAUAUUAACUGACCAGGGUCCCUGUUUUAAAAGUGACGAGUUUAAAGCCCGUCUAAAGCAGUUUGGCAUCAAGAGAAUACGAACCACACCGUAUCAUCCUCAGACAAACGGGCUUGCAGAAAGAAACAAUCGGACGUUAAGGGAAUGGUUAGCAUCUAAAGGAGGAAAUUGGGAGAAAGAUUUACCAUUGAUUUUGCUGGCGCAUCGUUCCUUCAUACAAGGAACAACCGAGAAGUCACCUUUCUUGCUCAUGUAUGGCAGACAGCCACGACUUCCAAUGUAUAAUAAGACCUGGCCACAACAACAGAAGUAGACGACAACAAGGUUAAGAAAAGAGAGGAGGUAGUCAGUAAGGGACGUGGAAAAGAAACAAAUAUCUGACAUAAAGAAGGCGCAACAACAGAGGAGAGCGUGGAAACCUUUCGCAGUGGGGGACCCAGUAAAAUGUAGAGAACGGAAAAGUAAUAUAGUAGGGGGAUCAGGGUUGGGAAAGCUGGUCCCAAAGUGGGAAGGAUUGUACUUUAUCACAGAGAGACGUGGCUCGGUUUACACGAUCCGGAGAAGAUCAAGAAAGGAAGAACGGGAAUAGAAAGCAAUUAGUAUAGAAAUGCAAGAACAAUGAAGUCCGAGACAAUUAUUGAACAUUUGCAAAUUAUGUAUUAUAGUAUGGUAUUUCUAUUUUACCAAGUAACUCUGUAAUGUUGUGCUAAAUAUAAUUCGGUUGUCCUCACCUGUGUUCUCCUUCACUACAGGCCCGGUGAUACUCUCUUGGCGUUGGUGUAGCCCUGUUCACUAUUUCUAACCACCAUUUUAUCUUAUAAUAUCAACAUAGGAUUCGAUCUGCACUAAAAAGGACCUGACAUGCAUGACAUACAUGAUCAUCACCCAAUGACCAGUCAAUUGUUGGUAUACUCAUUUGAAAUAAACAAGAUUAUCAUAGUGUAUGUUGGAAGAAAAUAAGUUUCAUCCUAUAUUCGAUUCAGAUUUUUAAUUCAACCCAAUUGUUUGCAUAAAAGGCUUGAUUGACCUAAAUAGACUAGAAUAAUGAUUGUUUAUAUUGAACAUUUAUCUUCAAUGUAAAUUUCUUUAGGAUUUUCCUUGUAAUUUGUGUGUAUGACUUUCUCCAUGCUUAUUUUGUUGUAACAGAAUACUAUGAGACUAACCACAUGUACACUUAAAUGUUUCCGGAUAAUUAACUCGCUAGGCUAGAUUUUUUACGUAAUAUCAAAUAAUAUAUAGUGCUGGUGAAUUCCCGUGAAAAUUAGGAGUUCCCUAUGUGAAUAUGUUGUAGAUGGGUUGGCAUUGUCUUAGCAGGUUUUGCUGAUUACUCAUAUCUGAAGUGAUUUGCUGGAUAACGGAUUUUAGUGAGCUAGUUGGUUGCUUUUUAAAGUUCUCAAGGGUUAUUGUUACUGAGACGUUGUAUAAUCUGUCUCACUGUUGCUAACAUUAGUGAGUUUGGGAGUGUGAGGUUUACACUUUUUUUAAGAUUUAUAAAUAAAAUGGAAAGCAAUGUGAGUACCGUAUGUCGUUCUUUAGUGUAUCAUACUGAUAGAUUUUUUUUCCGCCUAGAAAAUAUGAUAUCCCAGAUACCAAUAUGUGAACUUGAUUAAUGUGCAGAUCCAUACACUAUCCUUACAUGAGAACUGAUAGGCUUCACAGAGUUCAGGGUACAGUUAAAUAAAUAUAAAAAGAUUAUCCCAAAACGUAAUAAAAACUAUCUCACAUUACGAGCAACCUAGAUAACAAUCGUCUCUUAUUUUAUAACAUGUAACAUUUCUACUGUCUCUAACAUUGGUUUUCGUAGUUGGUAGGCUUCAUUUCAACAGAACUUUGUAAAAUGUAGUAGUUUGGUUAAAAAAAGACCUUUAAUAAUUUUGUAAUUUAUUGUAAGUGGUUAUAUUUUAUUUUUUCUAGAUCCUACUGCACCGUUAGGCGUCCUCAAAGAAUGCGGACCAGCAGUGAAAUCUAGUCUUCGUCAUGUUUUCGAAUCAGAUGCUCGUCCUGAUUUAGUCUUUCCAGAUGCUGGGUAUCUCUGUAGAAUAAGCCAAGAAAUUGCCUCUAUUACUCCUGGUAGUCAAACAGGACAGUCUAAUGUUAGUGAUAUUUCUUCUAGUGAUACAGGUUCUUUAGUUGAUCGUGCAUUGCAAUUAAAAUUGGAGGGAUUGCUUCAGAAACCAUUUCGUUUAUGUGACUGGCUUGUUGGAGAAGUGACAUUUUCUUCUGGAUUGAUUCAUUCUUUCACCAAACAUCCGGUAAGUAUCAUAUAUAUACAAAAUGCGCACUAUCGAUACAGUAGAUAAUCAGACCAGCAUAUGGUUCGCAUGAUAAAUAAAUGCACAGCCCCAUUAAGUUCUCUGUUCGAACCCCAUUCUCACUUCUGUUUAGACAACCAGGUCGUAUCAGUUCCCCUCACACACACACCUACUAUGUAACUUAAAUAACCUGAUGAAUGAGUUGAAUAUAAUUUCAGUAAUGGGAAAUUCAAGUUUUCAAAAUAAAAUUGUUAUAACUUGUAGCCUGUGUGCCCUGUUAAUGUAUAACGUAAUGAUACCACCAAUCAGAGAGCAGUGAAUUAUUGAUCAAACCAAUGACGCAUAAAACCCGUACGAGCAGCCUAGAGUCCUUAUUGGUCCUGCUUCCCGCCUAGCCCAGCCAGUUAAGUCCAGAACACCAAUCUCAGCCUCUGCGAUAUGAAUCACUUACUUCGGACAUUCUCGGUUUAUAUACCAACCCAACAGACCACAUUGUACCAUAAAAUGGAAAAUAACAUUGUACAAGAUUUGGCCAAAUGUGGCUGUGAAUGUGGGAGGUAGGAAUUAAUAGAUCGAGCAUUACUCAAGAACGGUAAAUUGUAUAAUACUAGUUCAUAGGUGAAAAUAAAGCUCAUAAUAAGAGGGACAUGAAUAUGUAUAGUUUAGUUAUUUAACAAUUAUACGAUAAAAAUGUACUCAUAGUAUUGGUCCAUAAAUGGAUUCCAAAAGUUACCUUUCAUUAUUCUUAUCUGGAUAUAACAAAAACAAGAUUUUUACCAAAUGAUUUCUGAAUACAUAGCAUCCGCAACAGAGUUACAAUAUAGAAAUAGUCAUUUAUAUUAUCAAUUACAGCCAAGUGUAUCUUUCUUUGCUCAGUCACCAAUCCCUGUCCAUAUCAUCAGGUCUACGCGCUUUGAACAUAUAUACCUACUCUGUCGAUCUGUAUACAACUAACUGAGCACGUAUUGCUAUGAGGAGAGAAUAGUCUUUAGGGUGAGCUCUCCUCUUUUUUUCGAAAUUUCGCUCCAUGGGUCGUACUUUCUGGGAAAUGGCUGUAUGCUAUGACCAUUAUAAAGGUUGGUUCUAUUCAAUCAUUAAGAUAACCAAAACAUGUCUUGAUGUUUGUUAGAUACAUUCAAUGAAUCGUGUUGGUAUCAAGCAUAUAGAGCCUACAUAGUGAGCUACUAUCUUAAAGUGACCGAAUUGUAUGUAGAAUUGUUAAAUAAGUUAUCAAUAAAUUGACUUGCUCACAUACUUACGCCCAUUACAUCUCGUGGGACAUACCCUGUCUACUAGGGUUCUCUAACCAACUCUGCUCUGGCGUCUCCUUUCCAGUUAUUGGCAACUGCGAUUUACUCUUUUGAAAUCUGCCUCCAAUUCGCGGUGCAUUAUUUUUUAGUCUCCCCCACUUUUCUGCCUUGAAGAGUCCAAGUUAGCGCUUGCCUUGUGACGCAUUUUGAUGAUUUCCACAAUGUUUGUCCUAUAAAGCUUUAGUGUAUUUUUCGGAUUGCCUUUUGAGUUGGAAGCCAGUUUGUUCUUUGCCACAGCAGGUUGUUACCGAUGGUGUUUGGCCAACGGACAAGACUUAUCAGUUUCAACUCCGUACAUAUUUACAUUCAGUUUAAUUCGAUAAAAUAUCGAUUAAUUACAAUAAUUAUUAAUUGUGUUGGGGUGACCCAGAAAACUUCUCGCAAAAGACAAGGAAGGCUCACGAAACACUAAGAAGCACUUUAUCCAAUCAGCUUUCACUAGAAGUUUAGCCGGAAACAUCAAGAAAGCCAAAGUCACAUGUGAAGUUUCUGAUUGGCUGAUUUCUGUGCUGCUACUAUGUUUAGUAGCAUUCCAGAAUUUUCGGGAAACCCAAGGACAUCUAAAAUACUAUAAAAACCCUAUAUUUUCUGUACUAAAAGGAACAUUUGGAGUAAAGUGCUUCUUGUAUAUUUUGUGCUUUUUCUCUCGUAUUCAGAUCGCUGUGUAGUUCUAGCUUGCGGGGGGUUACUAGAAUAGCUUAGGGACCGAAUAUAGCGUUCAAUUAGCAAGACUUAUCAAAUUGGGCCAAUGGAAGAUCCUGAAACUUAAUUAACUAAUUUCAUACUUCGUUCAUAUUUCUGAUAGAUUCUUUUUGGGUGGACCUUUAGAACUUCGAGGAUUUCAAUGGCGUACUGUAAGUCCAUCAGAGCCAUUACUAGCACCAACUGUUCAAAUGUUAGAUAGUUAUGAAACAACACUUAAUAAUAACAAUCAACAAUCAUUAUCAGCUCCUGUAUCUACUCAUUCACCAUUAUCACCUAUUGGUGCUGAUGCUUUCUGGUUAACUGGAGCUCAUUUAUACGCUCCAUUACCGUAUUGGGGCGCUGAAGAAGGUUCAUUAGCUUCUCAAUUACGUCUACAUGGAUUCUUUCUUGCCGGUAAAUUAAUUAAGAUUGUUAUUAUUGAGAAAUAGUUAAAUGAAUAUCGUAUCACAUAUUUUAUUGAAUGAAAUGUUUAGUAGUUUAUUUUAGAAGUUAUUUAAUCUAGUAACCUAGUUUAGAUUAUUCAGUUAUUCACGAGUAACUAAAGCGAACGGUAAUAGUUUCGAGUCACGUUGUGAACAUCAAUUCUGGAGUGUGCAUAUCCAUUUAUUUAAACACAAACAUUGGUACAAGAAGACACCAAUUUUGUAAACAAUACCCACACCGCGAGAACGCAGUAAGUAGGACUUCCUUGGCACUUGCUGUAUACGCGUGACCAUGUGAGCGCAUUUCAAGAGGGAAAACUAACUGUCUAUUCCCUCGACUAUACCAGGGCAUUUAGAGGCUGGAGCGUGCAGAUACAUUCAGUUUACAAGUGUGUUCCAAACUUCAAUGCUGGCCACUAUCUAACUUUGCUUAUAAAAUGUCGAAACAAUCCGCAUAGGACCCACAUAUGCCAGAAAAGAUUGAUCAAUUGCAGUUCUGUUUGGUUACUCGUCAGGAGGGUGAACCUGGAUCCCAGAGUUUGUGUUCACUCCAUAAAUCCAAGCCAUUGCAAAUUAAAUUAUAAGCUUUAAUCUAAUCAGAACAACAUUGGAAUAUUAUUUAAUUCCCCCAAACGCCGUGCUACGAUCGAUAGUAAAGACAGUCCUCUCUCUCGAAAUAAAUUCAUAUGGCCACAGGUUUAUAGUCACUGCCAGAGGAGUCAACAAGAUCGGAAUCCAAACCGCUUAUGUAAGUAGGCUCCAAGAUCCUGAAUGAUCAAAUGGCGUAUGAGCCUAUCUUCGAUUAUUGGUUACCAUCAGAUUACAUCUACUUACUCGUGGAUUAUAGGCCAAAGGCUAAGGUAGUGACAUCCUCACCAGAACAUUUCAAUUCGAACACCCAGUUUAUAUUCCAAAUGUCUGACAGCUAUAAAUACGUAAAACAGCUCCACUGGCUAAUUCUUCUAUCAAGGAUUCUUUUUUAUUAAAAUAAGCCCAAGUUUUAUGUAAAUUCUUCGUCCCUCUUCAUUUUACACUAUCAUUUUUUGCUUCUUAUGAGUAACACAGCAUUGUUAUUCAUGAAGAAGAAUAAAAUACAAGGUUUUCUGAAUUUUUGGACAACUAAUCCUUCAUAAAAGGUACAAUUUCAACUUCAAUUAUUGAUCCAAAUGUAUGUAGACAUUCUCAACUUUUAUUUAAUGAUAAUCUCACUUUUAACAUCUUGAUUUCUGUGUACAGUUUAAACAUUUGUUCACAUUUAUUGUUUUAUUGAUACAUCUGUUAUUUUGCAGAUAGAUAUGACAUCUUUCUGUUAUAACUUGUGGCCUGAGUGCCCUGUUAAUGUAUAAAGUAAUGAUACCACCAAUUAGAAAGCAGUGAAUUAUCGGUCGGACCAAUGACGCGUAAAACCCGUACGAGCAGCCUAGAGUGCUGAUUUGUCCUGCUUCCCGCCUAGCCCAGCCAGUUAAGUCCAGAACACCAACCUCUGCCUCUGCGAUAUGAAUCACUUACUUCGAACAUUCUCGGUUUAUAUACCAACCCAACAGACCACAUUGUACCAUAAAAUGGAAAAUAACAUUGUACAAGAUUUGGCCAAAUGUGGCUGUGAAUUUGGGAGGUAGGAAUUAAUAGAUCGAGCAUUACUCAAGAACGGUAAAUUGUAUAAUACUAGUUCAUAGGUGAAAAUAAAGCUCAUAAUAAGAGGGACAUGAAUAUGUAUAGUUUAGCUAUUUAACAAUUAUACGAUAAAAAUGUACUCAUAGUAUUGGUCCAUAAAUGGAUUCCAAAAGUUACCAUUCAUUAUGCUUAUCGGGGCACAACACUUCCAUAUAUAUUCGUUUUGAGAUAGUUUUAAUUCAUGUAAGAUAUAACUGGAUGAAUUAGUACAAAUCCUUCUCUUCUCUCCGAUAUGCUUUAUUUUCUAUCUUUACUGUUUCAUUUGAAUAAAAUAGGCUCUACAUUGGAAAGACCUAUUCAAAAAUUGAUGGAUUCACCUUCUACAUGUAGAACUGUUAAUGAAUUCAGUCAGUAUUUUUUAAAUGAAUUAAAAGGUCGACCUCGUACUGUGAUUGGUAUGGGUUUAGUAUUUCGUUUUGCUGGAAUUUUACGCAUUGAAUUAAAUUAUUGUUUCCCAAUGACAUAUCAAUCUGGUGAUCAAGUAAAGCCUGGAUUCGCUUUUGGAUUUGGCAUGUAUUAUAUGUGAUUCAUUGAUCAAUCUGUAGUUUUGCUGUUUGAAUUUUCCCCUGCAAAAUUAUUAGGUAAUAAUCUUGUGUGUGCACGAAAAAAUUAAAUAGACGAAGGUUGAUUCCAGUAGUAACUUGUUGUUAUUAUCAGAUACUAAUCGAUACUAAUUUAGAUUUAAUGUGGUUUCUGCUUUGUUACAUUUUUGUCUUACUUUAGAUUAACUAAACUGAUACUGUACACACGUUUCAUGUAUAAAUGUAUUAGGAAAUAAAUACAUAUUUCAGUACAUUCGCCUUCUAUCUGUGUAAAAAUUCGGUACAUUUAUACUCAUUGUUAUCAGAAAUCCAUACUUUUCAAUGGAUGUAAAAAGCAAAACGAAAAUAGUUCUCGUUAUGUUCUACAACUAACCAAUACACGUAGACCAACUUAAGUAAUCAAUAAUCAGCAAGGACCAAGAAAACUGAUAAUUUAUGCUUAUAGGUUAACCCUAAUACUAACUAGCCCUGAACACAAGACUAAUGUUCACCUGUCCAAGAUUGCUAUUAUAUUUCAAACAUUCAUUUAUAUACACACAAGACCAGACCACCACCCAGCAUACUCAUGUGGUAUCAGUAUUAACACGGGACAACAACAUUUAUGAUGGGAAAGUGGAAUACUGGAUAUACAAUUAAUCGGUUGUAGUUUAUGAGUCGAAAAUAAUAUAGCAACAAAUUAUGACUCAAAUAAAAGCUUAGAACUAGGGUAUUAAGAAAAUAAUAAUACCAAAAAUACUCAAUAAACAUGCAAUCAAUAUGUAUUUAAAUGAAACCAGAGAAAAUAGCUUUGAUGUCUUACUACUUAAUGCUAAUAGCUUUAUGAGAGUAAGUAGUAAACCAGAAUUUAUGAAAAUCUCUAUCAAAACUGGAUUACGUACUUUUUAACUCUCUUGAAAAUCAUGUUCUGUUGAUUUUACUGAUUACAACUGCCUUAAUAUACAUAAAAUGGCAGAUUAAUAAGGAGGGAGCAAACCCUCACUUUCACCUCCCUUCUUCGUAAACAGCUUUCACAUGAUUUGAUUCAUAUUGAUACAAGUACGUAGUGUAUUUGUAUGCUAUAAUUGCAGGUGUCAGUGAUUCUCGUAAGAAUAUUUGAUGAGUAGUUAGUGGGGGGGGAUGGUCUGGCUCUUGUCAGUCAGUCAGCGUAGAACUUGUACUUAUGUUCAUCGUUGUUUAACGCCCAUUAGUUCAAGGCGAAGUCUCUCACUCUUACCUACCCGAUAGCUAAAACACAACAAGUAGAUAAUUUUUACUGUACAGUUCAGUUUACAACUCAAACGUAUGUGAUAAUAAAUGUUAAUUUCUUCUCCUCACUUCAGUUCAAAUAAGAAGUUACGAUAUUGGAAUAACUAUGUCAUAAACAAAAGGAAAAUUAAGUAAUAGGUUUACAAUUAAUUACUCAUAACUUAAGAAUGGUAAAACAGGACAAUAUUUAAUGCAUCAAGAAACAUUUGGAAGUAGAAGAGUACAAUGAUUUGAUUAGUUCACUUAGUGAUUAUUUCACAAAAUUCAGUCAAUGAUUUUCAAUAGAAAAACUUCAAUCUAUCACCUUUAUUCAAUAUUUACCCAGUUACUGUAGAUAUUUCUGUAUAAAUUAAAAUUGAAUAGUAACAUCAUUAUAUAAUUUUUCAGGUAGAAUAAUUAUUACAUUAUCAGAAGGGGUUUGUGGAGAUUUUAGAAAUUUCACAGAUUGAAAUCAUGAGUCAAUUGAAGCUAGACCAUCACGAAAAAUCUGGAAGCACUUGACGGCCGUUUCUUCCCAUUGUGGGACUCCUCAGUAGUGCUCAUCCAGCGCCAAGCGCUUAACCGACUGGACCACUGAGCCGGCAUCCAGUGGUGUUAAUGUCUAACUUCAACCAAUCCACGACGUUGCGCUACCGUAUACCAUUGUCUUCAGUGAGUUUAUAUCUCACAACAGACCUGUU